This is a messenger RNA of Ceratosolen solmsi marchali, 2840 nucleotides long. Its product is annotated as PWWP domain-containing protein 2A. Bases 138 to 2648 code for a protein of 836 amino acids. Gene Ontology annotation, molecular function: chromatin binding. The transcript is spliced from 11 exons. Gene Ontology annotation, cellular component: chromocenter; nucleus. The record is from RefSeq and is a predicted model, not a curated record. NCBI's taxonomy places the organism in Eukaryota, Metazoa, Arthropoda, Insecta, Hymenoptera, Agaonidae.
UCACCGCCGUCGCCACCGCCCGCAUCGCCGCCAACCGGGGACGGGGAGCCGGGGCCGGCGCCUCCGCCCCUGACUACGUAGGGGGGGCGCAUGCGCACGGGUAACGGAGCCGCGGUCGCGCGUCCGCCGCCUCGGCCAUGCCGCUGCCUCGGCACGGCAGCGGCCACACCAGCUGUCCGUCGUGCGCAGCGCCCGCGUCCUCCGCCCCGCGCGCGCGACCCGGAGCCGAAGCCACCGCCGUGCCCGCGCAGCCAAGGCCCGGGGUGACCUCGUCGUCGCCACCGUCGCCGCUGUCGCCAGGACCUCCUGCCGGACCUCCCCGAGGCGGCCCAAGUGCGCGCGCCAUGGACGACGAGGGGGGCCCCCGAGGGAGCCGCUGUCUCUUACCCGGGGAAAGGAUACUCGUGACCGUCGAGUCCGCGCUGCCCGACAUCCUCGUCGUCAGCUACGAGCACGGAGCCAAGUCCUUCCAGGGCGCGCUGCUCGACGCGACCAAGAGGGGCCUUCCAUGCGGGGUGCAACCGCCUGAGCCGAUAAAAGGCCCGGACGGCGACAAGCUCGCAAGCAUCGCCGCUCGAUUCAGCUACUUCCAGGAGAAGAGGCAUACGACACUGGCCAAGAGCGACCAGCGACGCAGCGUCAAUCCGCCGGCGAGAAGCAAAAGUACGCGACCGACGGUGCGAUUAAGGCCACGGCAGGUCCUGUGCAGCAAAUGUCGUUCGAUAUGUAACGAAAACAGCGAGAAUGUCGGCCGCAAGCGCAAACCCGAGGAGCAAAGCCACGCGGAUCUACCCACGAGGCGAAGCGAUCGCCGAUGCGGCUCUCAGCAACAGCAACAGCAGCAGCAUCAGCAGCAGCAACAACAACAUCAGCAGAGGUUAUUAAACGUCGGCGACCAGUCGGACGAGAGUUCCUCCUCAAAGACGACUUCUUCGAGCCAGUCCGAUCAGCCGGCGACAGCCAAGUUCAGUUCCACUCUCAUACCCAAGAUCUCGAGGCUGAGGCCCACUGAGAUCGACAGUGCCAUUCAGAGUGCAGGCUCGGUGAAGUCGUGUAUCCAGCUGGCGGAGCAGGUACGCAGCGUGUACUGGAACGGCCGGGACGAGGAGGACCUGGGUGAGGCCGAGGAGGAGAUGGAGAACAGGCCGAUGAACGCGCUGUCGCGAGCCGAGCCGAUGGAGCUCGAUAGUAACCCGACCCAGGCGUACUGCGCCACCCCCAGGCGACUCAGCAGCUCCUCCGUCGAGAGCGCCAAGGUUCCGCCCGACGAGGAGGACAAGAAGACCUUGGCCGCGGCGGACUCCACCGUCAAAGGUGGCCGGACGGUUCGCGUGGCCCGCAAGAAGCGCUCGAUUGGGCUUAUGGAGGAUCUGUGGGACGAGUCGGUGUUCGAGGAUCCAGCGAGAACGACGACGGCCACGAGGACGACACCCGUCAUCAAGAUAUCGUUCGGAGCCCAGGGCGAGGGCACCGUACUCAAGAUACCGUCGAAGAUACAGAAUCCGUAUUUGAGCCGGGACAUGGACACGGAUACGGAGGAAACGCAGACGGAACUCGACCGGGAUCCCCUGGAGCUGCCCAACAAGAGGCACGAGGCCGGCGGCUUCGGGUCCUACCAUCGGCGCCAGUGCGACCCAGAGGAGGACGGGCAGGAGCAGGUCGAUCCCCAGAGGCACGGCCAUCUGAUCAAGGAUUGCGAGACGGCGAGCGCCAAGGCUGCCAAGAAAGCCCUUAAGAAGGCCAAGAAGAAGGCGCUGAGGAAGAUGUACGGGGCGACAUCGCCGGCGAGGUCCCCCUGCAACGGUUCGCCCAGGUACAACUCCAACUUCGACAAGAUGCUCUAUCACCGUCGCAAGCACAAAGUUAAACACAAGAAGAAGCACAAGGAGGAGCGCAAGCACAAGAGCCAGGCCCAGAGCGUGGAGCAGCCGGACUGCUCGACCGCGGACUCUGGUCAGGUCGCCGUGGAGGCGGGUCGAGAGCUGGACGACAGCUCCGCGUACACGGCUAUAAAGGAGCAGUGCCUCAAGCAGAAGCUCUCCAUAUCCCUAAAGAGACUGAAUACUAACGCUUACACGGCGCGCUGUGAUCGACAGCAGGGCUACCCGGUGAGCAAUGCCUCCUCGGGCUGCAAGAGCUGUGGUGCGACGAGCGACGAAGAGGACGAAGAGUGCGAGCACGAGACCGGGGUAGAAGUCGCCGUCGAGAUCGCUCCGGAUUUUCCGCCCCCGGAGCAUCCGCUCGUCAUGAGGUUGUCGGCGGCCGCGACGACCGUCGGCCACUGUCUCACCUCCAACGGCCGCAGGAUGGACGUUGGCGACGUCGUCUGGGGCAAGGUCCACGGCUUCCCCUGGUGGCCAGGCAAGGUAUUAAGCAUAACAAAUUCCACUAAGGAAGACGGCACGCAGUCGGGGCCCCAGGCACACGUCGCCUGGUACGGCUCCUCGACCAGCUCACUCAUGUCCUGCGAUCAACUGAGUCCAUUCCUCGAAACAUUCAAGACGCGUUACAACAAGAAGAAAAAGGGCCCGUACAAGGAGGCGAUCCGCCAAGCGCAGAGCGAAGCACGCAGUCAGGUCGCCCCCAAUUCGACGGGCAACGUCCUCGACGUCUGCGGCUCGCCUCGUGAAGUCAACGUUCUCUCUUAAGCGGACAAGCGGAGGAGCGAGAAGAAUAAGAAUAAGGACAAAGUCGCAUCGUAUCGAUGCCGCGAGCGGUAGUAAAGACAUUUCGGAAUUGCGUAAUAAUGUUAAUGCAUAGAGGUACUUGCAACGUGUAUAUAUCGGCGAGAUUAUGUUACAGUUUGCGCUACAAAAUCGGGCCUCUCUCGGUGCAUAGGA